Molecule: messenger RNA, 324 nt
Organism: Macrosiphum euphorbiae (potato aphid)
Lineage: Eukaryota; Metazoa; Arthropoda; Insecta; Hemiptera; Aphididae
Source: the annotation of a GenBank genome assembly
AUGAAUCUCUUGAAAAAAGUCUGUUUUAUUUAUUUGAUUUUAAAUCUGACGUUCUUUUUGUUUGUGAAUUCCUAUGGCUAUGAUGAUUACGAGGACAGGAAAAAGUAUGAUGGUAAUCUUCCAAAUGAUAAUAAGACUUGUGAAAUUCCGUGGGAAACAUCUAUAAUGUCAGAACCGACUCCUACUUGCUAUAUAAUGUGUAAAGUGAGAUGCAUUAUUUUGAGUAGAACCGUCCAAUGGCGUUGUAAAGCAUCAUUAAAUGGAAUUUGGGAGAAUUGCCACUGCUGUAACGAUGAAAGGUUAUAUUUAUUAUUCGGUUAUUGA